GAGAUUCAGUCUACAGCCCGCGUAGAGAGCUGAAGCCCGCCCUACACGGCGCCUAGCACUUACGCACUUAGGUACUUACGCACUUAGCAUUAACUAUAAUAACCUUAAUACAGUAAGUGCUAAGAAUAAUGGUAAACGGUGGUAAAGGAAGUGGGAAUUCAAGACCUAUAAAUAUCGUUUAAAAACAAAGGUAUAACAAUGUCGGAGGGUAAGCUGUACCCUAACUGCGACUCAAACGUGUGGCUUCGCUCGUGCGAGGAGGAGGUCGCUGAACCUCUACAGGGACACAUUACAGGCACAAUACCGACAUGGCUGCGCGGUAGUCUGCUGCGGAACGGGCCCGGCUCGCUGAAAGUCGGCUCUAUGCGGUAUAAACAUCUGUUCGACAGCGCCGCUCUACUACACAGGUUCUCAAUCCACGACGGCACGGUGACCUACCAGUCGCGGUUCCUGCGCUCGCAGACGUACAAGCGUAACCGCGCCGCCAACCGCAUCGUAGUCACCGAGUUUGGCACGCAGGCUGUGCCGGACCCCUGCCAUACUAUUUUCGACAGGGUAUCCGCGAUCUUUAGUCCUGGGGAGGCGAUGUCGGACAACGCUAUGAUCUCCCUAUACCCCUUCGGCGAUGAAAUAUACGCCUUCACAGAGGCCCCAAUUAUCCACAGGAUAGAUCCUGUGACCCUGGACACGCUGGAGCGGCGCAACCUAGCGGAGAGCGUCGCGCUCAUCAACCACACUUCACACCCCCACGUCAUGCCCAAUCGUGAUGUGUACAACGUGGGUAUGUCUAUCGUGCGCGGCAGACUGAAACACGUCGUGGUCAAGUUUCCUUUCAGCGAAAAAGGCGACAUGUUCUCGACAGCCCGCAUCGUUGGGAGCAUCAAGCCGCGCUGGCCUCUGCAUCCAGCCUACAUGCACACAUUUGGUGUAACGGAGAACUACUUCGUGAUCGUGGAGCAGCCGCUGUCGGUGUCCAUCGUGAGUGUGGUGAGGAACCAGAUCGUCAACAAACCCCUGUCCUCCAGCCUGCAGUGGUACCAUGGACAUAAGACCCACAUAGUACUUAUCAGCAGAAAGAGCGGUCAGGAAGUGAAGAGGUACCAGACGGACACGCUGUUCUUCCUGCACAUCAUCAACUGCUUCGAGCGAGACGGAAGACUGGUGGUGGACCUCUGCGCGUACAAGGACGCGAAAGUUCUAGACGCUAUGUAUAUAGCCGCUAUUGAAACGAUGCAGAGUAACGCAGACUACGCGGACUGGUUCCGCGGACGGCCUAUACGACUGGACAUCGACCUGCAGGCGCCCGCCAUGACCAUCAUACAGCCGGCCAAACUCACCGACGUCGGCUGCGAGACGCCGAGGAUACACUAUGAACAGUACAACGGCCUGCCAUACAAAUACUUUUACGCGAUAAGUUCAGACGUAGACGCUGAAAACCCGGGGGCGAUAAUAAAAGUGGACACGUGCAGCGGCGAGACGAUCAAGUGGUGGGACACGGACUGCUACCCCAGCGAGCCGAUAUUCAUACCCACACCUGACGCCAAGGAGGAGGAUGAUGGUGUGAUCGUGAGCGCGUUAGUCUUCGGUGGUGACGAGCGGCGCGUCGCCAUGGUGGUGCUGGACGCGCGGACGCUGACGGAGCUGGGGCGGGCCUGCUUCGCCACGCCCUCCCCCGCCCCCAAGUGUCUGCACGGCUGGUUCUUGCCCGAGCAGUAGAUUCUAUGCAGCUACCUAAUCCUUGGCACCUGGCAGCCAUCUUAUACAUUGACAUCUGCGAUUUUGUUUAAAAAAACAAGGCCAAUGAUAAGAUUUUCUGUAGUAUAAAAUCUUAUGGCGAGACCGCACUAAGUGACAUAAACUGUAGUGAACCAAAAAUUUGACACCGAAGGCCGUAUUUUUGGACCAACACGACCUGCAAACCUUCAAGAACA
Messenger RNA from Aricia agestis (brown argus), 1931 nucleotides. Its product is annotated as carotenoid isomerooxygenase-like. The record is from RefSeq and is a predicted model, not a curated record. The transcript has 14 exons. NCBI's taxonomy places the organism in Eukaryota, Metazoa, Arthropoda, Insecta, Lepidoptera, Lycaenidae. The coding region runs from base 199 to 1716 and encodes 505 amino acids. Gene Ontology annotation, molecular function: carotenoid dioxygenase activity; beta-carotene 15,15'-dioxygenase activity. Gene Ontology annotation, biological process: carotene catabolic process; retinal metabolic process.